This is a messenger RNA of Fonsecaea monophora, 1791 nucleotides long. RefSeq lists its product as hypothetical. Gene Ontology annotation, molecular function: fluconazole transmembrane transporter activity. The coding region runs from base 1 to 1791 and encodes 596 amino acids. The transcript has 8 exons. The record is from RefSeq and is a predicted model, not a curated record. NCBI's taxonomy places the organism in Eukaryota, Fungi, Ascomycota, Eurotiomycetes, Chaetothyriales, Herpotrichiellaceae. Gene Ontology annotation, biological process: xenobiotic detoxification by transmembrane export across the plasma membrane.
AUGCUCGAUACAAUCCGAGAUGCACCUCUGGGCCAAUUCCUCCGAUGGAUAACCCAGAAUAGAAUCCUCUUGUAUCCUGAUGAGCGAGAAGGAUUCGUGUUACCAAAGCUGGCAUCUGGUACUUCUGUCGAGGACGUUACGAACCCCGACAAUUCUGUAUCCGACCCAGUCGAGGCACAAAAGGAGAGCCCUGAAACACAGAGUUCGGAAAAAGCAGAGGACUCGAGACCGGAUUCUGAGUUGGCGGACCUUGAAAAGGCUGGGGGGAGUAGCGGACCGUCGACACGCCCAACAAGAAGGUCAAACGAUGAAAAUUUAGAGCCUAGCCUCGCAAGACAACGGAGUCUGUCGUUCACAGAAGAACGUUACGCCUUGGAUCAGCAACUGGAGCUGGAAAAAACCAACAGCAAGCCAAUAUCACUCUACAAAUCGGCUGAUGGCACCAUUCUCGUUGACUGGUAUACGACUGAUGACCCAGAGAAUCCGCAGAACUGGUCGCAGGCAAAGAAGCUCUUUAUAUUGGUUCAGAUAUGUGGGGUCAUGCAUAGAUUCGGCGUUGGUGAAGCAGCAGCAGCAAUGGGCCUUGCUAUAUAUGUGAUUGGAUAUGGAGUUGGCCCCCUGCUGUUCGCCCCCCUUUGUGAGAUUCCUGCCAUUGGCCGCAACGGAGUUUACACGCCUGCCUUUAUCUUAUUUACCAUCAUCUGUAUCCCGACAGCGGUGGUAGACAAUUACGCUGGUCUCUUGGUUCUUCGAUUUCUACAAGGCUUUCUAUCUAGCCCUUGCCUUGCCAAUGGAGCUGCCUCAGUCAGUGAUAUGUUCUCCCUCCUGUUGCUCCCCGUCUAUCUCUCCUCUUGGACGGGUGCUUGCUUUUGGGGCCCUGCUCUUGGACCGGUCAUGGCGUCGUAUGCCGUCAGUGCUAAAGGAUGGAGGUGGUCGUUAUGGGAGCUACUCUGGCUUAGCGCACCAAUCCUGGUCGUCUACCUGAUUGCUUUCCCUGAAACCUCUGGCGCUACAAUUCUUCGACGACGAGCUGCGCGACUUCGGAAACUUACGGGCAGGACAGAUCUACGGUCCCAGAGCGAGAUCGACCAGGAACAUAUGAAGUACUCGGAAGUCUUCUUUGACGCCAUCAUUAAGCCGCUCGAGAUCAUGAUGAAGGAUCCUGCUGUCGCGUACACUAACCUCUAUAGCGCUCUUCUCUAUGGCAUCUACUAUUCCUUUUUCGAGGCCUUCCCGCUAGUCUAUGUGGGGAUCUACGGUUUCAAUCUCGGCGAACUGGGCUUGACUUUUGUGACCAUCGGAGUGGGGUGUACGAUUGCGGUCGUUGUCUACAACACAUACCUGCUCCUCUACCUAGUGCCUGACAUCAUCAAAAACGGCCUGCGGGCACCGGAGCAUCGGCUAGUACCUGCAUUGUUUGGCGUCUGCACGUUGCCCGCGGGAUUGUUCAUGUUUGGUUGGACAUCUCGCCACGGCGUGCACUGGAUAGUCAGCACCAUCGGCGUGAUAAUCGUGGUUUGCUCCAACUUUGUCAUCUUCCAGUGCAUCUUCGUAUAUCUCCCGUUAUCAUACCCGCGCUACACCGCCUCGCUGCUUGCCUCCAACGACCUCUUCCGCUCGCUCUUUGCCGCCGGCACCGUCAUCUUCUCCCGACCUAUGUUCGUCAAUCUGGGAAUUGGUCCCGGUAUUAGUCUGCUUGCAGGGCUGGCGUGUGCUGGGGUGGUCGGUAUGUUUUUGCUGUGGAGGAUCGGUGGUAUGCUGAGGGCAAGGAGUAAGUUCGCGGUGGGUUAG